Diospyros lotus (date-plum) is the source of this 2897-nucleotide messenger RNA. RefSeq lists its product as uncharacterized. Lineage: Eukaryota; Viridiplantae; Streptophyta; Magnoliopsida; Ericales; Ebenaceae. The transcript has 6 exons. Gene Ontology annotation, biological process: proteolysis. The record is from RefSeq and is a predicted model, not a curated record. Bases 362 to 2683 code for a protein of 773 amino acids. Gene Ontology annotation, molecular function: serine-type peptidase activity; dipeptidyl-peptidase activity.
UUGUGUCUCAUUUCCACCCACAAGCCACAAAACGCCCUUUUCCAUUUCCUUUUCUAUUCUCUUUUUCCCCCAUUUUCACUCGGCUUAGUACUUCCCUCAAUCUCUUUCCUUCACUCAUCAAUUUUCCUUUUUUCCCCCAAAAAGGCGAAGAAUCAAAGAUCUAGACUCCCCCCCCCCCCACCAGGCAGCGGUCCCCGAUUCCAUCUCCGAUCCCAGUUUCCAAUUACUGACAAAAAUUUUCCAUUCCCAGGGAUCCCAAACUCCGAUCUUCCCUCGCUUUCAUGGCCGAUCCGACCAUAGUCCCCCCCAGAUUGAUGUUUUGCUAGUAAAUUACUGGUUUUUUUGGGUCACUUAAUUUGUAAUGCAAUCUACUGGGACAAAGAAAAGAAGGAACUUGAAGCGUUCAAGAUCGUUUCCUUGCUGCGAGAUGCCAGUGACUGAUACCACUGUUGCAAAGGCUCUUGACGAUUGCAUUCUUUUUCCUGUUGAAGAGAUUGUGCAGUAUCCUUUGCCCGGUUAUGGCGCCCCAACUUCAAUCAGCUUCAGCCCUGAUGAUAGCUUGAUAACCUUUUUGUUCAGUCCUGAUUACAGCUUGAAUAGGAAAGUGUUCACAUUUGAUCCCGAAACUUCUAGGCAAGAAUUGUUUUUCAGUCCUCUUGAUGGUGGGCUUGAUGAGAGUAAUAUAUCUGCGGAAGAGAAGUUGAGGAGGGAGAGGUUAAGGGAGCGGGGGCUCGGGGUCACCAGGUAUGAAUGGGUGAAGAUGAGCUCGACGAGGAAGACGAUUAUGGUGCCGUUGCCAGCUGGGGUUUAUUUUCAAGAUUUUGCAUUACAGCCGGAGCUUAGGCUUCCAAGCACGUCAUCCUCUCCAAUCAUUGAUCCACAUCUUUCACCAGACGGUUCCAUGCUUGCUUAUGUGAGGGAUUACGAGUUGCAUGUGUUUAACAUCUUUCACGAUGAGUCAAAGCAGUUGACGUUUGGCGCUGAUGGAAAUAUUUUGACUCAUGGUCUUGCGGAAUACAUAGCACAGGAAGAGAUGGAUCGGAAGAAUGGGUACUGGUGGUCUCUGGACAGCAAAUUUAUAGCAUUCACACAAGUUGAUUCAUCGGACAUACCACUUUUCAGAAUCAUGCACCAGGGUAAAAGUACAGUUGGUCCAGAGGCACAGGAAGACCAUGCUUAUCCAUUUGCCGGGGCUUCAAAUGUCAGAGUCCGCCUCGGGGUAGUUUCUGCCAGUGGAGGUCCCGUAACUUGGAUGGACCUCCACUGCGGAGAAAAGAAUCAUCAAGCAAAUGACGAUGAGGAAUACUUGGCCAGAGUCAACUGGAUGCACGGAAAUAUCCUUACUGCCCAGGUUUUGAACCGAUUGCAUACCAGAUUAAAGCUCGUAAGGUUUGAUAUCAAAACGGGUCAAAGAAAAGUUAUAAUGGUUGAAGAGCUAGACACAUGGGUUAAUCUGCACGACUGCUUCACUCCUUUGGACAAAGGACAAACCAAAUCCUCUGGCGGGUUUAUUUGGGCUAGUGAAAAAACAGGAUUUAGGCACUUAUAUGUGCAUGACAUAGGCGGGGUUUGCUUGGGACCUAUAACCAAAGGCGAUUGGAUGGUUGAGCAAAUUGCUGGCGUAAAUGAGGCUGCCGGGCUUGUAUAUUUCACUGGAACUCUGGACGGGCCUUUGGAAUCUCACCUUUAUUGUGCUAAACUUUUCCCAGAUGAAAUGUAUCCCCCAGUGAGACUCACUCAAGGGAAAGGAAGACACGUGGUCGUGCUCGACCAUAAAUUGCAAAGAUUUGUUGAUAGUCACGAUUCUCUGGCUUCUCCACCUAGAAUAUCACUUUGCUCUCUGCAGGAUGGAAGCUUAAUUAUGCUUCUGUUUGAACAACCAUUCACCAUCCCGAGAUUCAAAAGGCUUCAACUCGAGCCUCCAGAGAUUUUUCAGGUCCAAGCAAACGACGGGACUACUUUAUUUGGGGCAUUGUACAAACCUGAUGAGGCAAAGUUUGGACCUCCACCGUACAAAACAUUGAUCAGCGUGUAUGGCGGUCCGAGCGUGCAGCUCGUUUGCGAUUCGUGGAUGAACACUGUUGACAUGAGAGCUCAGUAUCUCCGGAGCAAAGGCAUCUUAGUAUGGAAGUUAGAUAACAGAGGAACCGCUCGUCGAGGACUUAAGUUUGAAGGUGCCCUAAAGUACAAUGUUGGAGGCGUUGACGCGGAGGAUCAACUGGCAGGCGCUGAAUGGCUCAUCAAGCAGGGGCUGGCGAAAGUUGGGCACGUUGGUCUGUAUGGAUGGAGCUACGGCGGAUACCUCUCGGCCAUGACCCUAGCCAGGUUCCCCAACGUCUUCAGGUGUGCGGUUUCUGGCGCUCCCGUGACGUCGUGGGAUGGCUACGACACGUUCUACACGGAGAAGUACAUGGGGCUGCCCUCGGAGAACAGGGAAGGGUACAGGACCAGCUCGGUGAUGCACCACGUGGACAACAUCCAAGGGAAGUUGUUACUCGUGCAUGGGAUGAUCGAUGAAAACGUGCAUUUUAGACACACGGCGAGGCUCGUCAACGCGUUUGUGGCUGCCGGAAAGCCCUACGAGUUGUUGAUCUUCCCGGACGAGCGACACAUGCCGCGCCGCCUCCGGGACAGGAUUUACAUGGAGGAGAGAAUCUGGGACUUCAUAAGCAGGAACUUGUAAAUGAUCUUCAUCAUCAUCAUCUUCUUCUUCUUCUUCAUGUUGCCUCUCUCUCUCUGUUUUUGAGGCUGAUGAUCGGGAGAUCAGAUCACUAAUCAGGACUUUUUUGUUUUUGGUUUCUUUUUUGUUGUUGAGUGAGUACUGAGUAAUGAACUUGCAUACAAGUUUUUGGAUAUUCCAUAAUGAAACGGGGGCAUUCUGUCGGCUGUCCUUGUAA